Molecule: messenger RNA, 819 nt
Organism: Peniophora sp. CBMAI 1063
Lineage: Eukaryota; Fungi; Basidiomycota; Agaricomycetes; Russulales; Peniophoraceae
Source: the annotation of a GenBank genome assembly
AUGUCGACUCAACUUGAGCUACACAUCACACCCUGCACCAUCCAAGAUGAACGUUGUUUGGACCCGGACCACUGGCUCGGCGGGCGAGCGCACGACUCUUUCAUCUCCCAGGCCGCCGCGUCCGGUAAUAACCGUACCCGCGUGCAGGUGGACUUCUCGACUGGCGCAAUUCAUGUCCAAUCCUCCAGCAGAAGAACUUCCCCAAAUACUCGCACUCACCCUGUGGGUGCUCCUCCUGCGUAUGACGCGAUUGCGUCCACCAACCCGCCGCGGCCACCCAUCGCACUGGAGCAUACCAUGGUCAACGAGCUCCCCCCAAUUACCUGCUUUAUCUGUCAUCCUCAGGACGAGCAUGCCUGUCUGAGUCGCCACGUAUGCUCUGUGUACGAUUCUCGUUCUGAGAAUGUACAGUUAGAGACGGAUGCUUCUAAUGGCCCGAAAUCCGACGCACUCAAGCAGGAACCGGGUCCUCAGGCGGAACCAAUUUUACACGAUCCUCGCUCCUGGUGGCGUCGAUUUGUUGACGAUCGUUCAUUCGCAUGGAAGUGCGCCAGAGGGAUACUCUCCUGCCAGGGCAAACUCAUCGCCUUCUAUGGUCGAUAUGGCACAAUCGAGGACCUCUGCCACUAUGAGAUUAUUCGCGCCGCCCGACUUCUUGACGAGGCUCGUAUCAAGCUUGAAGAGGUACAGAAGAUUUGUGAUCGGCGACCUCUCGAAGUUCGUGGAGAAAAGGACGCGGCUUUCGCCGACUGGAUAGAGAAAAUGCGCGAUGCGCACAGCAAAGCGUUGAAGGCGUUGCACACUUGGGCGAAGGAGUAG